Molecule: messenger RNA, 2304 nt
Organism: Microthlaspi erraticum
Lineage: Eukaryota; Viridiplantae; Streptophyta; Magnoliopsida; Brassicales; Brassicaceae
Source: the annotation of a GenBank genome assembly
AUGGGGGAAGAAGAUACAAAAGUCGCUGUUGAGCCAACAGCAAAUGGGACUAGUUCUCUUCAAAAGCCAUCAGAUGCAAUCAGUGGAAAAGAAGCGCUGAAGAAUAUUGCUAGUGGAAAGGAAUGUAAGAAAGAUGAGGAUACUGAGAAAAUGGAGAUAGAUGAUGAGAUCAAGCAGCAGGAAGAGAAAAAGGAGACGGAAGAUAAAGAGGUUACAGAGAAGGAAAAGGAGGUUGAGACAGAGAAAACAGAGGUGAAAGAUGUCAGCGAAGACAAGGAGGAAGCAGAGGCUGCUAAAGUGGACGAAGACAAGGAACAACCAGAAGCUGAUAAAAUGGAUGAAGACACAGAUGGCAAGAAUUUGAAAGCUGAUGAUGGUGUUUCUGGAGGUGCCACAGAGGAAGAUACUGUGAUGAAGGAAUCUGUGGUGAACAAGUCAGCUACUACGGAAGGAGACCAAGAGAAAACUGAGAAUCUAGAAGAAAGGAACAAGGAAGACAUCAAAGAGGAUGAGAAGUUGCUCGAUGGAGACGAGGGGGACAAUGUCCAUGCGGAUGAAAACAACAAAGAAGAGGCACCAAAGGAAAAUAAUGAGGGCAAACUGGCUGAAGAUGGGAAAGCGGAGGAAACAAGCAAAGAAGAAGAAAUGAAGGAAGCAAACAGAGAAGAGGAAGUGGAGGCAGAGGCUGAGGUCGAUGAGCCAAAAGUGGAAGACGAAAAAGCAGAGAGUAAGGACGAGAAUGAAGAUGAAGAUAAAGAGGAAGAAACAAAAGAAGAGAAGGAAGAUGAAAAAGAAGAACGCAUGGAUGAUAAGGAAGAUGAAAAAGAAGAGAGCGAUGAUGAUAAGAAGGAUGAAGAUGAAGAUACCAAGAAGUCUAGCAAGCGAGGGAAAGGGAAGACUGAGAAGGCUCGUGGGAAGACAAAGAGUGAGCAAGAAAAGAAGGAUACUGAACCUAAGACUCCUUACUCUGAUCGCCCUGUCCGUGAGCGAAAAUCUGUUGAAAGGCUUGUCGCGGUGGUUGAUAAAGAUUCUUCAAAGGAAUUCAGUGUUCAAAAGGGAAAAGGAACAGCUCUCAAAGAUAUCCCCAGUGUUGUUAGCAAGUUACAAAAGACGAAGUCUGAAGAAGUUCUUAAGGCGCUACACACAAUUCUAUUUGGUGGGAAAAGAGUGAAAUUUGCUCAGAUCAGGACAAACAUAUUGCGGUUUUCUGGUUACAACUGGCAGAAAGAUGAGGACAAGGAAAAAGAUAAAGUAAACGAAAGGAUUGACAAAUGCGUCAGAGACAGGUUGCUGGAAAUUUGCGAUAUCUUUGACUUAUCAGUUUCCAAGUCUACAAAAAAGAAGGAAGAGAUUGUUGCAAAGCUGUUUGAGUUUUUGGAAAAACCUUAUGCGAUAACUGAUAUUUCAGUUGAUGAGAAAGAGAAGGGAGCAAAGCGCAAACGAACUCCUAAAAAGAGUUCACCUGCAGCUGGAAGUUCAUCUUCGAAACGAUCAGCAAAGAGCCAAAAAAAGACCGAGGAAGCAACAAGGACUGACAAAAAGAGUUUACCUCAUUCUGAUGAUGAGUCUGAAGAAGAGAAAGAGCAGGAGGCAGAGGAGGAAGAAGAAAAAAGUGAAGAGGAGGAGGAGAAUGAAAAUGGGAUUCCUUAUAAAUCUGAGGACGAGGCGCCUCAGCCUUCUGAAAGUGAGGAGAAAGAUGAAUCUGAGGAGGAGUCAGAGGAAGUAAUUAAAAAGAAGAAACGUGGUUCUAGGACAGCAUCUGGAAAGAAAGAAGCAGCAGGGAAAUCCGGAAGCAAGAAAGCUGUAGUCUCUACAAAACCCAGUCCACCAAAGAAAGCUACUCAAAAGCGCUCAGCAGGAAAACGAAAGAAGAGUGAUGAUGACAGUGAUACAAGUCCAAAGGCAUCCUCUAAGAGGAAGAAGACUGAAAAACCGGCCAAGGAGCAGUCCUUGGUUCCCUCAAAAUCUGCAUCAAAAGAGAAACCAGGGAAAAGAGGUGGAAAAGAGAAAAAGAAAACCAAGGAGCCAAGUGAUGAAGAGUUGAAAAAUGCAGUUCUUGAUAUCUUGAAAGUAGUGGACUUCAACACGGCCACUUUCUCCGACAUCCUGAAGCGACUAGAUGAUGAGUUCACAGCCGAUCUCACCUCAAAGAGAGCAUCUAUAAAGCUGAUGAUCCAAGAUGAGCUCACUAAGUUAGCGGAAGAAGCCGAUGAUGAGGAUGGAGAGGAGGAGGAUGAGAACGAGGAAGAAGAAGAGAAAGAGAAAGCUGGGGGAUCUGGUGGUGGAGUGGAGGUUAAAGCCUGA